AUGAACAAAACAUCCAAUUCAACUUUAUCAGAUCAAAAUGAAACCAUCAUCAACCAAAACUCAUCAACUUCAACUUUCUUAAUUCAACCUAAAUCAUUAGCUUCUUCUAGUAUAGCAGCAGCAGCAGCUCGUCUCAUCACCCAUCCACUUGAUACCAUUCGACUUAGAAUUCAAACUCAAUUAAAUUCUUCACCCAAUUCAUUACGUCAAAUUAUCCCAUCAUCAGCUUCUGAGCUAUAUGCUGGUUUACCAGUUGCAUUACUUUUUAGUGUACCCGCCUUAUCUAUUUAUUUAUCAUCUUAUGAAGUGGCUAAACGGUUUUGGACUCCGAUCUUUAUUGAUCCUAAUCGAUCUUCAAGUUUACCACCACCUUCGAUGAUCGAACAGUUUCCUGCUUAUAUGCUCUCAGGUUUAUCUGCCGAAAUCGUAUCUGGUUGGGUAUGGACUCCAAUGGAAGUAACCAAAAGUCGAUUACAGAAAGGUAAUGAAGGAACUUCUGGCAUCAAAUUAUUGAAAAAGAUUGCCAAGACUGAAGGUGUUAGAGGAAUCUGGAGGGGAUACACUGUUUCUUUGGCAGUUUAUGGAGCUCUAUAUUGGCCAGUUUAUGAACAAACCAAAUCAGUUUUCAUCCCUUCAUAUAAUCCAACCGAUACAACACACACCCAAGAUCAAACUUCAGAUUUGCACAAAGGAACAACAAAUCUAACAGCUAGAUAUUCGCUUUGCGCUGCUCUAAGUUGUAUGGUCUCUGCUGGUCUGACUCAUCCGAUUGCAGUACUUCAAAGUACAGUUCAGACUUCUGGAGGUCUCCAUAAUGCUUCUUCAUCUGUUGGUCCGAUUCGUUCGGCUUUGAAUAGGAUUUGGAAAGAAGGUGGUCCAAAAGGUUUUACUCGUGGGGCUUUGGCUAGAAUGACUUACAUGGUCCCUUCAAAUAUUAUCUCCAUGUCAAUUUAUGAAAUUCUGAAAGCUCAUUGGGGAGUAUGA
Molecule: messenger RNA, 984 nt
Organism: Melampsora larici-populina 98AG31
Lineage: Eukaryota; Fungi; Basidiomycota; Pucciniomycetes; Pucciniales; Melampsoraceae
Exons: 8
Coding region: 1-984 (327 amino acids)
Cellular component (GO): mitochondrial inner membrane
Molecular function (GO): S-adenosyl-L-methionine transmembrane transporter activity
Source: RefSeq, a predicted model, not a curated record